Messenger RNA from Orbicella faveolata, 753 nucleotides. RefSeq names its product predicted GPI-anchored protein 58. Lineage: Eukaryota; Metazoa; Cnidaria; Anthozoa; Scleractinia; Merulinidae. The record is from RefSeq and is a predicted model, not a curated record.
AUGUUCGUUAACAUCAAAGACAUCGACGCUUAUCAAAAAGAACUCAGAAACGACCACAUCAUAAACAAAGAGCUCUCCAAUCUGGCCGGCAACCUUGCUUUGAAGUGCGGCCGGUUUCUUGCUGCGGCCUACGCGGCGCUAAUCACCACGAAAAAUAUUGAUUUUAACUCGCAUUUGGAGAUAAGGGAUGAAGCAAAAUUGGAAGAAAUUCCUCAACAGCAAUCCUCAACGCCCGCUGAAAUGUCAACCGAACAAUCCGAGAGCGCGCUUCAGGGCGAGACCCAGACAGCACCUGCCUUCGAUAUCACACAGCAAGCGACAACUCCAACUCCAACCACGCAGCGCGUGAAAAGUCCCAAGCAUGUGGCUGCUGGCAAAAUGGUUGCUGAAAGAACGCGGUUAGCCCGGGAACAACAGAAAAAAGCAACAGAGGCUUAUAUGGCGAACAACAAGGCGAAAGCCGCCACAGCGGCCCCUGAGCCAGCCCCGACUACAGAAGGCGAAAGCCCAAAGUGCAGCGGAGAAAAGAAUAGCAGCCUCAGCACCACCCAAUGGCUUGCUGUUGGCAGCAUAGUCGUUUCACUGGUCGGGAUUUGUUACAAACGUGAAGAGCUCAAGGCUAUGGCUGAGGCCGCAUUCGCCAAAAAAACGCCAGAGCCCACACCUGAACCCGCACCUGAGCCUGCACCUGAGCCCGCACCUGAGCCCGCACCUGAGCCCGCACCUGCUCGAGCGACACAGCCAAAGGAUUAA